Molecule: messenger RNA, 2821 nt
Organism: Phyllostomus discolor (pale spear-nosed bat)
Lineage: Eukaryota; Metazoa; Chordata; Mammalia; Chiroptera; Phyllostomidae
Gene: C1QL3
Product: complement C1q like 3
Exons: 2
Coding region: 251-1018 (255 amino acids)
Molecular function (GO): protein binding
Source: RefSeq, a predicted model, not a curated record
CAAGUCACUAGGCGUCCGAGCUCCCUCCCCAGCCGCAGCCUCAGCGGGGGGAGCAGGAGCAGCCUAGGAGCGGCCGGCGCCCGCCCGCUCAGGGGAGUUGGGGAUCGCAGGGGCUUGUUUUCGGCUCUGAAGAGGUCCCCGCCCAACCUUCAAAAUUUUGUCCAAAAGCAGACAGGAGGAUCGCCCCGCGCUGAGCCGGCUGGUGGGCAGCAGGAGGCGCCUGAUCGCCGCCGGGGCGCUGGGGGUGGUGAUGGUGCUGCUGCUGGUCAUCCUCAUCCCGGUGCUGGUGAGCUCGGCCGGCACGUCGGCGCACUACGAGAUGCUAGGCACCUGCCGCAUGGUCUGCGACCCCUACGGGGGCACCAAGGCACCCAGCACGGCCGCCACGCCCGACCGCGGCCUCAUGCAGUCCCUGCCCACCUUCAUCCAGGGCCCCAAAGGCGAGGCCGGCAGGCCCGGGAAGGCAGGCCCGCGUGGGCCCCCCGGUGAGCCUGGGCCACCGGGUCCCGUGGGCCCGCCGGGCGAAAAGGGCGAGCCCGGCCGCCAAGGCCUGCCGGGUCCGCCGGGGGCGCCCGGUCUGAACGCGGCCGGGGCCAUCAGCGCGGCCACCUACAGCACGGUGCCCAAGAUCGCCUUCUACGCUGGCCUCAAGCGGCAGCACGAAGGCUACGAGGUGCUCAAGUUCGACGACGUAGUCACCAACCUCGGUAACCACUACGAUCCCACCACGGGCAAGUUCACGUGCUCUAUCCCGGGCAUCUACUUCUUCACCUACCACGUCCUGAUGCGCGGUGGGGACGGCACCAGCAUGUGGGCUGAUCUUUGCAAAAACAACCAGGUGCGUGCUAGUGCGAUCGCCCAGGAUGCUGAUCAGAAUUACGACUAUGCCAGUAACAGUGUAGUCCUUCAUUUGGAGCCAGGAGACGAAGUCUACAUCAAAUUAGAUGGUGGGAAAGCCCAUGGAGGAAACAACAACAAAUACAGCACAUUUUCUGGAUUUAUCAUUUAUGCUGACUGAUCAUGUAGAAACUGAGCUUACUGUUCUGAGUUUGGACACUGGAUUCGUAUGGCUUACAUCAGUGAAUCAAGGAUCCCAGGGGAAUGCCAGUUGUGGGGCCCCUCAAAUGUAUUUAAGUGGGGGAUUCAAAUGCUACCUGACUCACAUCUGUAUUCUCAGAAACAUUAUGUAAAAAAAUAUUAAAAGCAAGAUAAGCAGAUGUGUGAUCCACUACCGCCAAAGCAAAUACUCCUUAUUGUUAGUGUCCAUGUGAAUGAAGUCCUAUAUAGAUAACAAAUUUUUAUAGAAAAAUCUAAGACACGAAUUAUUUCUUCAGUAUAUAUGAUACUUUGGUGUACCGUGAUCCUGCUGCUCUUACCCAUGUCAGCUUUGGUUCUUGUGAGUGUACCGCUUAUUAUGAUUCUCGGAGCUCAUUCCUAGUGUGGGGAGGAAUGAUUUUACCCUGCAGGAGAAGGUCUAAUUGAAACAAUGCUGCUUGUCCCCAAAGAAAUUGUUUGCCUUGUACUCUUGUGAACUUUAGAGCUAGACCUGGGAAUGAUUCAACUUCAAGCCUUAACCUGGAAUUUUCUGGAUUUGAGCAAAUUCCCAAGCCUAUGGUCAUUUUCCCAUUUUCUUUUUCUUAUGGAUUUUCUUUUCUCUUUUCUGGUGAUAGUCUUUAAAAAUAGAGAUUGAAAUUGUAUCAUAGGUUGACCCUGUAAGUGUGAAAAUGUGUAAUAUGUAUGGUAUUAGAAAAUCCCCUAAGUGUCCAUUUUGUCAAUAGAAUGUGUUUAGAUUUACUAGGAAAGUCAGAGAAAUGUAUUCUUUGGUGUUAAAUCAGACUGAGGUUGUUUGCCUUCUUUGGAACAAAAGAUUAUUCAUAACCUAAUACACGAAACUUUAAUUUGAGCUACUGCAUGCAUCACCAAGGGGACUCUAAGGAAGGCCUUCAAAGAGUUACUGUAAGUUGUGGCCUGAGGUUAUUUCAAAAUGAACAAUUUCACAUAUAACCAGUAUGACAACAGAGUGUAUAUAUUUUAUAGAAAUACCUGCCGUGUGUGUAUGUAUAUAUGUACACAUAUAUACACACACACAUAUAGAUGAAUAGAUAUAUAUAUGGCUUCAGACCAUAGGCACAGUGGCUGGUAUAGCUUCAAAUUUUUAAUUAAAAAAAUAUAUGUGUAUGCAUACACACAAACAUAUAAAUUAUCUGACUUAUUUUGGAUUGAAAUAUAUUUUGGAUGACAAAAAUAUAUGGAAUAGCAAAAUAAUUUAAAUGACUUCUCUUUUAAGAGUUAUCCAGAAAAUUGAAUUGUAUGCGGUCCUAGGCAUCACGUGUCUGUAAAUUAAGCCUAUGGCUGCUCUGUUACCCCUGCCAAUCGAUACUUUUCACUGCGUUCUGUGGCAGACUGUUAAUAUUAGGAUUGCUGAAACAAAGUGGCUCUCCUUUGUAGUGUUUAUGAAUUAUACGCAUUUGAAUUAUCAAUUUUUUUUCUCAGGUGGAUUGAAGCUGACAGUAAAGUAGAUUUUGAAAGCGGUGCAAAUCCUUUCCCUCUAUUUAAAACACACUGCCAAAAGCCAUCUCCUUAAAACUAAGAAAAAGAUCAACAAAAAUGCGUGUUGAUACAUCCUGACUAUCAGACAACUUCCACUGUUACAAUGAAAAAUCUGUUCCCCUCUCAGCUGCCUUUGAAGACUCUUUAACAAGUAGACUUCAAAAACAGAUUUAAAAAUCUAUUUGUUUUUCUGGUAAAGGACAUUUGCAUUUUUUUCAUUUAAAGGAAUUAAUUUGUUCUUCUGGCUCUUUCCUCUUGGGUACUUUAUGUU